GUCUGCGGCGUGUGUGAGUGCCUUGUUCCCGUGUGUUAUGCUUCACUGCUAGACACGUUAACCUUACAUCUGGACGCCUUUCUCACCUGUUCUUUGCACCGAGGACACUGCAAGACACCCCUGCACGUCUCUAGUACCUGACAGUGAAGUGGUGGCGUGGCGAGCAGGGCGGCGGCGGCGGCGCUGACGGAGGAGGAGGCGGCGCUUCUGCCCGUGGAGGAGGUGGAGGCGGCGACGGCGGCGGCGACGGCGGCGGUGACGAAGACGGUGACGAAGGUGGUGACGGAGGCAGUGGAGUGACUAAACUGAGUGACUGAAGUGGUAUCCGAGAGACAAAGUUCUUUCCAGUCCAAGGUGAUCAAGACUCACGCCCACGCCCACAGCACCACAGCCGCCCGUGCACGCCCGCGAUGCAUCCAGGGGCGGCGUGGCUCCCAAGGGCGCGGCUAAGCGUGGGCUGAGCGGCGCAAAGGACGGCAUGUGAGGGGGCGAGGCCAUGAGGUGGAGGGAGGCAGGCUCACUGGGUGUUCCUGGCCACCCGGGACUGGCUUUGUGGGCGCUGCUGCUGCUGCUGCUGCUGCUGCUCCUGCCCGCCCUUACUCCUGCCCACGCCGCCUGGUGGUUCAUGUCACAGCUCAGCGCCUCCUACACAUCUACACGGGUGCACUGCAAGAACAUCCCGGGUCUCGUGCGGCGCCAGCGAGUCCUCUGCAACCGGCACCCUGACGCGAUGAUGGCGGUGACGGAGGGCGCGGUGCAAGGGGUGCGUCACUGCCAGAAACAGUUCCAAGACGCCCGCUGGAACUGCUCCACGAUACCACGCGACGCCUCGGUCUUCGGCAGGCACGUUUUGAAGACAGGCACGCGGGAGUCUGCCUUCGUGUACUCCAUCAAUAGCGCGGGGGUGGUGCACGCCGUGACCCGGGCCUGCAGCCGCGGCGCCAUCACCAACUGCGCCUGUGACCUGACCAAGAAGGGGACCGACAGGGACUGGACGGGGCAGUUUACGUGGGGCGGGUGUUCCGACAACAUCCGCUACGGCACCGCCUUCGCCAGGAAGUUCAUAGACGCGAGGGACCGAGGCCAGAGAGAUUCCCGCGCCCUUAUGAACCUGCACAACAACCGCGCCGGCAGGAAGGGGGUGAGGAAGAAGAUGCGUCUGGAGUGCAAGUGCCACGGGGUGUCUGGCUCCUGCACCGUCAGAACAUGCUGGCAGACACUGGCGCCCUUCGGAGCAACUGCACGGUGGCUCAAAGGGCGAUACGAUGAGGCAACAGAGGUGAGCAUGUUACCGAGCGGCGAAGGGCUUGUGCCUCGCUUUGGGGAGCAUGAGGCCCCUAGAAAGAAGGACCUGGUGUACCUAGAGUCCUCCCCAGACUACUGCCUCGCCGACUCCUCCUACGGCUUCACGGGCACGGGAGGUCGGCAGUGCAACGUAACAUCGCGGGGACCUGAUGGGUGUGACCUGUUGUGCUGUGGGCGGGGUUACGACACCCACCGGCGCCUCAUCACCACGAAAUGCGAGUGUAAAUUUCAGUGGUGUUGCUCCGUGGACUGCAAGACGUGUGAGAGUUGGAGGGAUCUGCACUUCUGUAAACCCUGGGAGGACGCCGCCAAGUCCACGGCCUCCUCUCUCUGACCUGGUGAUGUGGAGGCUGGUACAGUGGGAGUCAGAGGGCGGGUAAUCUGCGUCUCUCGUUGUGUUUCGUGUCUCAGUUUAAAGGGUUUUUUUUUAUUAUUAAAUUAUCGUGAGUUUUCUUGUAAAGUUUGUGACUCUCAUUUUGUUUCAGUUUCGAGUUCUCUAAUUCAUCGUCUGUUUUGUGUUCCAGUUCCAAGUUUUCUAAUUUUUUGUUAGUUUCCUUAUAAAAUGUGUGACAUUCAUUCUUUCGUAUUUUAAUUUCAAGUUUUCUAAUUUAUCGUCAGUGUCCUUAUAAAAACCUGCGACAUUUGUUCUUUCGUGAUUCAGUGUCAAGUGUUUUUAUCCACUAGUUUCCUGAUAAGAUCUGACCAUUAAACAGCAGAUUAGAGAACUCAACAACUCGUGUCAGAAGUCGUGUAACAUUGCGACGCUCCCUCUCAGUGUCUCGGGUUUCAGUUUCAAGUCCUCUAAUCCACUGUCAGUUUCCUUAUAAGGCCCGGCCAUUAAAUAUCACAGCAGAGGACUCAGAAAAAAAAAAGACACAAAAACACAAUGAAAAUAAGCACAGGUUACUCGACUUAUGGCCAAAACUGUACCAGAGACCAGCGUGGGAUUGAAACCAGGUCACAGUGACUCGUAAACGUGACCUGCAGCGUGAGAUGUGACCUAUGUGUGUGUUUACAAGCCGUAUUCGUGACUUGUCUAUACCUGUUUUGUUUACACCUCGUAUCUUCACACCUGUAUAGCCGAUGGUUGUUCUAUACACACCUGUCUAUACGCAUUCAAAUACCUGUGUUCUCUGAUUACCUACACCUGUCUAUACAUAUUUAAAUACCUGUGUUCUGUGAUUUGUAUGAACUCUCUAUAGGUAAACUGAAAAUUGUAUUAUGUUUAACAGCUACAACCUUUACCCACACGUCUAUCCACACCUUGUAUAGUUCACAGGUAAAUACACACUAUAUUUUGCAUCUAUCCACGCACAUACAAACACAUACAUACACACACACACACACACACACACACACACACACACACACACACACUAAUACACCCACAUAUCAUUUCAUACUAUUCCCUGCAUAAUUCAUAAGUACACCUUGUAUUUCACAUCCGCACACACAUCCACACCGAACAGCUUUCAUACACCUAUACACACACACCCACGUAUCCACAUCAUGCCUUCAUCGCGGCCCUAACAAGAACAAGAACAAGAAGAAUAACCAAAAAAAACAAAAGAAAAAAAGAAGAA
Molecule: messenger RNA, 2888 nt
Organism: Scylla paramamosain (green mud crab)
Lineage: Eukaryota; Metazoa; Arthropoda; Malacostraca; Decapoda; Portunidae
Product: protein Wnt-2b-A-like
Exons: 7
Coding region: 497-1639 (380 amino acids)
Biological process (GO): multicellular organism development; neuron differentiation; cell fate commitment
Cellular component (GO): extracellular region
Molecular function (GO): frizzled binding; cytokine activity
Source: RefSeq, a predicted model, not a curated record